Molecule: messenger RNA, 313 nt
Organism: Symbiodinium pilosum
Lineage: Eukaryota; Dinophyceae; Suessiales; Symbiodiniaceae
Source: the annotation of a GenBank genome assembly
GUUCUCUUGGACACAGUUUAACAAAGACGAAAAGUUCGUCAAUGAGCUUAUGCGACAGUACCCGAAGGUUGCGAGGAAGGUUGAAAUGAUGUUUGCGGAGCACUACCAGCGUCUGGACCGCCUGCCUGACGGCCCCAGUGCAGAAAGUGAGGUGCCGCCGAGUCCACGUCCAAAGGAGGCUGGUGGUGCGGAACCUUCGCAUCCUGCACUGGCGGAUCCCAAGGUGAAGGCCCGCUCCCAGCAGAGCGCAGGGCUCGCGGAGGAGAUGUACCGGGCAUACCUCCGGGAGCAUGGCUACAAGCCGGCCGAUAGA